Molecule: messenger RNA, 3197 nt
Organism: Nothobranchius furzeri (turquoise killifish)
Lineage: Eukaryota; Metazoa; Chordata; Actinopteri; Cyprinodontiformes; Nothobranchiidae
Gene: slc38a3b
Product: solute carrier family 38 member 3b
Biological process (GO): L-glutamine transport; histidine transport; amino acid transmembrane transport
Cellular component (GO): plasma membrane
Molecular function (GO): L-glutamine transmembrane transporter activity; L-histidine transmembrane transporter activity; L-asparagine transmembrane transporter activity
Source: RefSeq, a predicted model, not a curated record
GCAGCCAAGGAGAGGAGUGGGGGAGUGGGAGUGUGUGGGGGUUGAGGUUACUUAGGAGGCGGACCUAACGCGACCCCCACAGCUUGGAUGAAAUUUUUUUUUUACGAUGCUGACCAUUUCCCAAAACGCACUUUAGCCGUCGCGUUUGGGGAGAGUCUGUGCGUAAAAAGCCGCGCGCCAGCGUGUAGAAAUCAUAGAUCAGAAUAGAGAUUAAAGAGGAGAGCAGCGCUCAUCUCCACAUCAAACCCUGGUUCAGACUCGGAUUUAGACUGAAACCUUUGUAAGAAGAUUCUUUGGUUCACAUCAAACCCACUCAGACCAAAGAGAGUCCGGCAUCUCUGAAGAUGGAGCCCUCUCAGUCAGAGAUGAACAUAUUAGCUAACGGGAAAAUCCACGAUCUUGGAGAUGACUUGGUUGUGACGAUGAAGACGCUGCUCGGCGAGGAUCAAUAUGAUGACACAGAGGGCGGACUGGAGAGUGAGAAGUUUUUGCCCAGUGCAGAUGGAAAGAAGCCUGUACGCUUCACUGAUUUUGAAGGAAAGACGUCUUUCGGCAUGUCAGUCUUCAACCUGGGCAACGCUAUCAUGGGCAGUGGUAUCCUUGGACUGGCUUAUGCCAUGGCCAACACUGGCAUACUACUCUUCUUAUUCCUUCUGACUGCAGUUGCACUCUUAUCAUGUUACUCCAUUCACCUAAUGCUUAAAACCUCCGGCAUUGUGGGAAUUCGAGCUUAUGAGGAGCUGGGGUACAGGGCCUUUGGUACUCCUGGAAAAAUGGCUGCUGGAAUAGCAAUUACUCUGCAGAAUAUUGGAGCCAUGUCCAGCUACCUGUACAUCGUUAAAUCCGAGUUACCGCUGGUCAUCCAAGCAUUCCUGAAGGCAGAUCCCAAUUCCGAUGUGUGGUACCUGAAUGGCAACUACCUGGUUGUCAUGGUCUCUGCUAGUGUCAUCCUGCCCCUCGCGCUAAUGAAGCAGCUUGGUUACCUGGGCUACACCAGCGGAUUUUCUCUCAGCUGUAUGGUGUUUUUCCUCACUGCAGUUACCUACAAGAAGUUUCAGAUCCCUUGCCCUUUUGAAGAGUUUUCAGUAAACGGCACUGAUGCUCACCUCAGCCUGAAUGUAUCAGACCAGAUUAAUGGAUACAGUAAUAGUUUGGUGCACGAAGAGAAUGGCUCCCACUGCACCCCACGCAUGUUCACCAUCAACUCACAGACCGCAUACACAAUCCCAAUCUUGGCUUUCGCCUUCGUCUGCCACCCUGAGGUUCUGCCCAUCUACACCGAGCUCCGCAAUCCAACAAAGAAGAAAAUGCAAAAAGUGUCCAAUGUCUCCAUCUUUGUCAUGUACAGCAUGUACUUUCUGGCAGCUCUCUUUGGCUACUUGACCUUUUAUGAGAAUGUGGAGCCUGAACUGCUGCACACGUACAGCCGCAUUGACCCCUACGACACUUUGAUCCUUUGUGUCCGUGUGGCCGUCCUCACUGCUGUGACUCUGACUGUCCCUAUUGUGUUGUUCCCUGUCCGUAGAGCCAUCCAGCACAUGAUAUUCCCCAGCAAGUCUUUCAACUGGUUACGUCACAUCUCCAUCGCUCUCAUUCUGCUCAUGUUCAUCAACAUGCUGGUGAUAUUUGCUCCCAACAUUCUGGGCAUCUUCGGCAUCAUUGGUGCCACUUCGGCUCCCUGCCUCAUCUUCAUUUUCCCUGCUGUCUUCUACAUCCGCAUCGUGCCAAGAGAGGACGAACCCUUGACUUCUCUUCCUAAGAUAAUAGCUUUGUGCUUUACUGCUAUGGGCGUCUCCUUCAUGGUGAUGAGUCUGAGCUUCAUCUUCAUGGACUGGACUUCAGGGACCAGCCGUGCUGCUGGAGGUCACUAAUUACCGUUUUAAUGUGUGCGCUUUCAGUGGAGGGGAUAUAAUGUGUUCAGUAAAGGGAGCACUAUCCUGUCGCCUUGGUAUAGACUCUCCAGCUCAGCUCAAACUCAAAGUGGUCAAAUUAUUUCUUUGGCUGUAACUUAAAGGCCCAGUGUGUGAUAUUUUUACCUGUUAACUAUCAAAUCCUGUUUCCAGUUCAUAAACUUAUCCUUUUUCACCAAUAUUUCAUACCAACAUCAAUUCUAAAUAGUCCUCUCAACUUGAAAUUAUACAUUUUUAUAUACAUAAACUGGUUGAGGCUCCAUGGUCAUCCACCAUCUUAAAAUACAGUAGCUGUUUAGGGACAUACGAGCUCAACGUUACCCGUUUGGACUAUGACUGUAACCUGAAAUAACCAGCAGAGGGCAGCAGUGCGCCCUGGAAGCUUGAAGUCUGCUAAUUCAACUAAGAAAUAUAAAACGAAUAGCUACACCGUUGCUGUACUUGUUAGUUUGAAUAAAAUAACAAUUAAAUCAAAAGACACAUAAAAUUUGUCAGUUCGUCAUCAUGUCCAACACAACGUUACUGCAUAUGUUCAGAUCUCCACUCGCUUAUAUCUGAACGCCAGUCUCCGAUUAGUGCCCCUGACUCCCAAACUCAUCUCAAGUUGUUCAUUCGUCUUUUCCUAGUACCAGAACUCCCGAUCCGGUCCGAACGUGUCCUUUCCAAAGUCCUUUUACUCAAGUCUCCUCUCUUCCCGCAGCCUGCCGUCUCUCCCAACACGCACCAGUGCUCGUUCGCUAGCCAGUGGCUAAAUCAGCAAUGUUUACUCUAUCUCCACAACACUCUACUAAUGGCGAUGUAGUUCUCCACACGUUACAGAGACGCUCCGACACAGAGGGCUUCUUCUCAAACAUUACCUUGGGUCUCCUUUUGCUGGUAAUUCGUGGGAGUUUACACACAGCGUACAAAGCGUGUCCCCGGCUAUAGCCAUGGCUAAUUAGUAGCUCAUGAUGCCCAUCUCCACCUUGCCAGCCAUGAGCUACGAUUAGCUGGUGGGUAAGUCAGCAUUGUUUACUUGAUAUCCAGCAUGUCCCCGGCCCACCAACACUCCUUCACCAGCCGUGGUUAACGAGCAGCUAGUGAUCGCUCCAUAGAUGGUAGCGGCAGCCAGUUUGUUUACAUUGAGUGCACCAUGAGCCGCGUGAAACGGGUGUUGUGGGAAAUUAUGUUCUCCUGAAAUAUUCUGUUUCCCUUAGGCAGUCAAGAGCAAAUAUUUCCAAAUUCACAGAACUGAUUGUUCAUUAUGAGGAAUUAAAAAACCUAAAAUAAAAGAUGGCUAAACUGAGU